Amoebophrya sp. A120 is the source of this 2957-nucleotide messenger RNA. Lineage: Eukaryota; Dinophyceae; Syndiniales; Amoebophryaceae. The record is from the annotation of a GenBank genome assembly.
UGCAGGCGAAGGCGAAGCAGUUUUUGGCUGCCCGGGCGCUGUAUGUGGUGAGCAUCAUCCAGCAGUACUCCGGCUGCGCCUUUGUCAUUCAGAGGUACUGGCGUGGGUACCGCGAUCGGCGACGCUACCAAGCACUCGUUCCCGGCAUGCGACUACUGCUUCUCCGAGUGAAGACAUUCUGGGCGCGCGCGGCGCCGUUCGCAACGAAGAUUCAGGCCCUGUACCGUGGGCACCGCGCUCGCCAAGCGUUUGCCACGGAAUUGGUGGCACUAGAGGAGAAGAGAUCGAAGAUCCGGAAACAUUUUUUUUACGAUCGGCGCGCGGCGAAGAUCCAGGCCGCGUUUCGUUCCUAUCUUGCGCGCAAAGGGUACAUGCGGCUGCGCGCAGCGGCGUUCGUGCUGCAGUGCCUGCUGCGCAUGCUGAUUUGGCGCCGGUGGUUCAAAAAAACGGGGUCCAGUACCAGUGUCGUGCAGCGCCACUGGCGCAAGUGGUGGCUAAAGCAAACGGAGCGGAUGGCAGAGGAAGGCAGCGCGUUUACGUUCCCCGCAGACGGUACGGCUGACGAAACGAAAGAUUUUGUCCCCGGCCCGCUGGCCGCCCCCAUGGACGAGAGCAAAAAUGCGGGCGGCAUUCUGAUCGGCAAGGUGCUGGCGCUCGGAUUUCAGGGCAAAGAGAGCAGUCGGCUCGCUGGCUUGCGCAGCGGACUGGACAAAGUGCACUUUUCGUCAGAAAGCAAUCUCAUUCUACCACAAGCGAUAGCGCUGGGGGAUAGACGUUCGCUGCUUCUGUGCGACUACAUCAGGGACAAGCCACGAAAUAAAGCCGAUGGGGUUCAACAAAAUACUUCUUCACAUAAAGAGAGAAGUUUCGUCACUGUCGCGCCGCAAUCGAAAAAUGAUAGCAGCAAGAACCCUAACUCAAACCCCAGCCCGACGACCCUGGACGAAGGGCCGACGUCGAUGGUCCUGCAAUUCGGCCCGAAAUCUAUUGAUUGGGAUCCGCUGCGGUUUAUCGGUUCUUUGCGCGGUGGAUCCCCGGUUGAGGUGUGUUGUGGCACCGACCACUGCGUCGUACGGCUGGACACGGGUGCGGUCUUCACUUGGGGCAGUAACUCCCACGGCCAGCUCGGCGUUGCAACCAAGUCCACCGUGAAGGAGCCCAUUCCGCUGGACAUUGCCUCCGCCUCCAGCAGCCGCUGCAUUUCCAUCGCCGCACACAGAGACGGAAGUGGCUUCGUCUUCGGUGACGGCGUUGCUUGUGUUCUUGGCGGCGCACCGCCGGAGCCCACAGCAUUGCCAGAAAAAAUGAACCUCGAGCUCGCCUGCAAACCUCGGUUCUUCCGUGGCGCGCAUCUUCCCGAAAUGCACCGCAUCUUUCUCGCCGGUGCGUUCGGUAUGCUGCUCUCCGUGUACGGGGACGUCUACACCUGGGGCUCGGCAACCCUAGGCCAGCUCGGCCUCGGGUUCCACGUGCGCGCGGCGGCGAGGCCGACGCAAAUACUGAAAGCGAACGGGUUUCACGCGGCGACAAUCACGGACGACACAAGAACAAUGCUCGCGAACAAGGAUUCUGCGAGUAUUUUCCCGCCCGUUCGGCACCUUUCGGUAUCUCCGACGCACGCGCUCGCAGUCAGCAGCGAGAACGAGCUGGGGAUUUGGGGCCAGGCUUUGGUGGCCGCCGACAUCGCGCGCCCACUGCGCAGGGGCAUUGGCGUGCCGGUCGCUAUCCACCACGAACUCUGGUCAGAGGCACUCUCAACGGCAAAGAUGGGACCAGGAAGUGGUCGUACGUUUGGGUCUACUGGGAACACCACGAACAACAAAAAUACAACGUCCCGUCGUGGAGGUCCGGGAGUCGUGGAGAAAAUUCUUGGAUGCUGCUGCGGGACGCAGGGCGGUGUGGUGUACACGAACAAUUAUGUGCUGUCGUUCCAGUAUGGCAGUGACCGGUUUGAAAUUUGCAAAGUGGAAAUGAUUACUUAAUUGAUUUGUACCUGCGUAAAAUCGAGUUCGAGUAGAAGGCACAUUUUUCUUGUUUUGCAAGGACUGCAAGAGAGAUGAGAGACCGACUGCCGGCUUGAUUAAGGUGGAGGUCUAGGUCAAGGAAAUGACGGCAGAAAUGCAUGACAGGAGCGUACGUCUUUGCGCUCAAGAACAGUAAGACGCAUCUUCGACUUUCUGCUUCUUCACUGUAGAUCAGGAUCACUCAUUUCCAUUUCGACGAUUUCCAAGCUGACGCUUCCAUAUCCGGAAAUUUCAAGCUGCGACGUUCUCCGCGGAGCAGCCGGACCGCACGCAUUUGGUGCCGCAGCUUUCCUACGUGACGGGCUUCCCGCAGGCCGCAACCGUCGAGGAGUUGUUUUUGACCUACAGUACGCAGGAGUGGAUGUGGGGCGCACGAAUGUCAAAGAAGCACCCUGCUGCACCGGAUCGGUUACGGGUAAUGGACGGUAGCCGUGCGAAAGGCAAAGGUCCUCGUGGGGGCGUUGUUAACAACUAUGCGUCCUCCAAAGGCGGCGCACGCGCAGGAGGACCCGGUACUGCAUCUGCGGCCGACACGCUUUUUGGUCACACCAGUAGGAGGGAAAACCGGUCGGACAAGAGUGGAGUGUCAGCCCUGCGGGGCGCGAUGCUGAUGUCCGACGACAUCGAGGUCACUGCUGGCCCUGUAGGUGCAACUCGAGUUGUGUCGAAAUCGAAAAACCCUAGGGCCCCUCCACCGAAAAUCAAAAAAUCCGAAACCCGCAGUGAGAGCAAGAACGCAGGCUUUACAAUGGCAUCGAAGUCUAGCGCGGCCCCUUCCGACGGUGCAUUCGGGGACUACAUGCUUUGAGCAACAUCAUCAUACUAUACUAGUUUUCGGCGGAAAACCGCAAUCGCGCAGCUUCAAACUAGAUUGACGUCAUGAUGGAAGCAAAAACAUCAGAGAAGUUCCAUCUGCCCGCCAGUAACAUCAUG